Molecule: messenger RNA, 1483 nt
Organism: Desarmillaria tabescens
Lineage: Eukaryota; Fungi; Basidiomycota; Agaricomycetes; Agaricales; Physalacriaceae
Exons: 3
Coding region: 349-1326 (325 amino acids)
Biological process (GO): coenzyme A biosynthetic process
Molecular function (GO): dephospho-CoA kinase activity
Source: RefSeq, a predicted model, not a curated record
GGGCGCGAUUCGUGAAUCAUAAUUUCUUGUCUAUUUUUCUUCUCAUGUUGCACUCAACGAAGUAUAGCGUAUUAUGUACCACUAAUGUGGCCAGUAAAGCUCUACUUUACCAUCUUAUGACUGUUCACUCGUUCACGGAGCCCAUGAAAGCAAAGAGUCGAUUUUUGUUUGAUUGCACCUCUAGUCUCUCCCUGUCAUCCUCUUUUCCGGCAUGGAAAGUGUUCUCUUUCAUUUUUCCUUUCGUUGUCGAGGAAAGACGGCGUAGAAUGAGCGGCUAGAUAAAGCAAUGAUCCACGAUCACGUCACCGCUUUGCUCUAAGGCAUCACUCCAGCUUGUCUGCCUCGACGAUGGCCUCCACGGCGCCCAGUGUUCUCCUCCUAGCCUCUCUUCCCGACCUGUCGACGCCUCAUUUUCUCUCACCUGUUAUCAUCGCUGCCGCAACCAGCGCCCAGAAGCGACUCACCAUCGCUCUGUAUUCUCCUCUCUUUACCGCGCCUAGCGAUGACGUUACAGAGCCACCCUUCUCAUACACCGAGCGAUGGGAUGAUGUUCAACGGCUUUUGACCUUCACGUACGUUCAGGCAACCAAGGUCGCCCAGGAGCUGAACAAAGUGCUGUUGGAAGUCGAUAUAUUGCUCAAGGGGGUAAACGAGGGCAUACCGGAAUUUGCAGUGGAGACAGAUGUAGUAUUUCGGGUGCAGGGAGAUGCACUCGCGCCGCUGUUAUCAUCGCCUGUACCACAACAUUAUGUUGCUCCUGACACGGAGGCCGAGCUCCAUCAUCAGCCAUUACCACCCGCAACGCAGAAUGUGUCCUAUCCACCUAUGUACCCUGUUACCGCACUUGGUGGCACCUUUGAUCACCUGCACGCAGGGCACAAGAUCCUAUUGAGCAUGGGGGCAUGGAUAUCCAGCGAGAAACUCAUCGUGGGUGUCACAGGUGACGAAUUGCUCAAGAAUAAAGCAUAUAAACACGUCUUGGAAGACAUACAAACGCGUAAAGACCGUGUCCGGAAGUUCCUGACCCUCUUUAAGCCUGGUCUUGUUUACGACAUCGUUGUCAUCAGCGAUGUGUAUGGUCCAACCGGCUGGGAUCCAAAUAUACAAGCGUUGGUAGUCAGUGCCGAGACAAUGAGCGGUGCGAAAGCUAUCACCUCUCAUCGUGCAAGCCAAUCUCUUCCCGCACUGGAGAUCUUCGUUAUCGAUGUUAUCUCCCCGACAUCAUCCAUGCUUGAUCACGAAGAUCACGAACUCUUGAAACAGACCAAGAUGAGCAGUACAUUCAUUCGAGAGUGGAUUUCCAAGCAAGUAAAUGGUGAUGAUUAAUAUAAGCGACGGGACAAAGAAGAACACAAGGACUGGUAUGUACGAAAGGUGUAUGGAUAGCGGUAAUAGAAACAAUGCUACGAAGCAUGCAAUCACUGCGGCGUACGAAGGAAAACGGGUCCAAGUUCUGAAGGCCUCGAGCUUGUUGAUAUGGCAG